Messenger RNA from Elgaria multicarinata webbii, 1520 nucleotides. RefSeq names its product ATPase H+ transporting V0 subunit c (gene ATP6V0C). Gene Ontology annotation, molecular function: proton-transporting ATPase activity, rotational mechanism. Gene Ontology annotation, cellular component: membrane; proton-transporting V-type ATPase, V0 domain. NCBI's taxonomy places the organism in Eukaryota, Metazoa, Chordata, Lepidosauria, Squamata, Anguidae. The transcript has 3 exons. Gene Ontology annotation, biological process: proton transmembrane transport. The coding region runs from base 370 to 846 and encodes 158 amino acids. The record is from RefSeq and is a predicted model, not a curated record.
UUUGUCCUGCGGUGGCUGGGUAUUUAGAGCAAGCCCCGAGCGCAGUGGCGAAGCAGCAGCAGCCGGACGAGAAGGAGGGACCGGGUGGGAGAGCGCCGCCGCCCCUGGCAACACCGACACCGCCAGCAAGGCCGCUGUGGUUAAAUUGUCUUUUGCCCGCCAUCUUGCCGCCCCUCACCAGGACUUCUAACAGCCCCCCGGCGGUGGAGGGAGGAAAGCAAGGAAGACGCGGCGGUAGAGGGCUAAGGACACCCCGCACCGCCUCUCGUUGCUCCCGGUGCUCCUCCCGGUGCAGCUCGGUUCCGACGUAGCCGCCGCCGCCGCCGCCCCCCGUUUUUCCUCUCCGGGCCAGCUUCGUCCAGCUCAGCCAUGUCGACCCCGGCCACCACUGCUGCUCCCGAAUACUCCGCCUUCUUCGCCGUCAUGGGCGCCUCGGCUGCCAUGGUCUUCAGCGCCUUGGGAGCUGCAUAUGGCACGGCAAAGAGUGGUACAGGUAUUGCAGCCAUGUCCGUCAUGAGGCCAGAGCUGAUUAUGAAGUCCAUCAUUCCUGUUGUCAUGGCGGGUAUUAUAGCAAUCUAUGGCUUGGUAGUGGCGGUCCUUAUUGCCAAUUCCCUCACACCUGGCAUCACACUAUACAGGAGCUUCCUUCAGCUGGGCGCUGGUCUGAGCGUAGGCCUCAGCGGGUUGGCUGCCGGCUUCGCCAUCGGCAUUGUGGGUGACGCAGGCGUACGGGGGACAGCGCAACAGCCUAGGUUAUUUGUGGGCAUGAUUCUGAUCUUGAUCUUCGCUGAAGUCUUGGGUCUGUACGGGCUCAUUGUUGCCCUCAUCCUUUCCACAAAAGCAUAAGUAAGCAAAAAAUCACCACAGAGUAUGAUGUUUAAAAAAAAAAAAAGCUGAAAAAAACAAAACAACUAAGCUCCAGAAUGAAAAUGGUCUCUCCACAAUGUGUACAGUUGUCAUCAGUUUGGUAGUUGAUCUCUUGUAAAUGCGCAAUGUAUGUUAGUGACUCGUCUGUCCUGUGUGUACUUCAAUAUCAAAUACCAGAUGAGCUGCCUCAAACCCUCUUGGCAAGGUUUGGCGGAAGCCCAUGUGGAAUUUUCCAUCCAUUUGCCAUUUAGAGUACUUUAUGUAUAAAUAUGAACUAGAAAUGGUAACUUUUUUCUCUUCACUGGAUGUUUUAUUUAUAAGACUUGACAUGUUCAUACAUAUGGAGCAAGAGUUUUCAAUUUCCCAUGCUAUAUAUAUUAAUCUCAUAUAUAGGUAGAUUAAUACACUGUGGGGUUAAUUGUAAGUGCAGAGAAAUCCUUGGAUGUAAUUUGAUUCUCAAGCGAUUGCUGUCGUGUUGGAGUGUGAGACUGUUUGUGUUUAUACAAAUAACAGCAAAAUGUCUGAGACACUCCUGUGUUCCCAGUAGUAAAAAAAAAACUGUAUGCUCUGGCAUCAAAGUUGUGCACCCAGUGUUGGGUUUCGCAGUUAUACGUUUCCAGGUAAUAAAAUUUCCUCCACUACAUCAUUGUAAA